Messenger RNA from Acanthosepion pharaonis, 1002 nucleotides. The record is from the annotation of a GenBank genome assembly. NCBI's taxonomy places the organism in Eukaryota, Metazoa, Mollusca, Cephalopoda, Sepiida, Sepiidae.
AUGGUUAGCGCCAUUACUAUCGAAACAAGAAACUCAGGAAACACCAGCCUCGUUUCCAAUCGACACGCCAUAUUUCCCAGCAUUCCUUUCGUCCAUUCUUUGUUUGUCCCUCCGCAGAUCCAACGUUUUACGACAAUGCAAUCUGCUGAAAGCAAUCGAACGAAACAGAAUAACACUGAUCGUAGGAAACUAAUCCUUCGUUUCCUUUUGAUACAGGAUUUGGAUCAGAGGCUUUUUUUUUUCUUUUGGCGGGGUUGGGCAUUUGUACGAGGCCUGAAGAUUUCCCGUAACGGUAAUUCUUCUGAGAUUUGCUUCCUCUUCUUCUUCUUCUUCUUCUUCUUCUUCUUCUUCUUCUUCUUCUUCUUCUUCUUCUUCUUCUUCGUCUUCCUCUACUUCUUCUUUAUCUUCUUCUUCUUCUUCUUCUUCUUCUUCUUCUUCUUCUUCUUCUUCUUCACUAACAUAAACCCAUCUCUUUCUCUCUCUCUCUCUCUCUCUAUCUAUCUAUCUAUCUAUCAGUCCAAUUGUCUGUCUAUCUAUCUAUCUAUCUAUCUAUCUAUCAGUUCAAUUGUCUGUCUAUCCCUAUCUAUCUAUCUAUCUAUCAGUCCAAUUGUCUGCCUAUCCCUAUCUAUCUAUCUAUCUAUCUAUCUAUCUAUUUAUCUCUCUCUCUCUCUCUCUCUCUCUAUAUAUAUAUAUAUAUAUAUAUAUAUUAAAUGUGCAAUUUACUUUACUUUGCUUCCUGACGUCUUCAACGAAAUCGCCGACCUAUUGGAAGACGUUCUCGACAUUGACCCGUACAACGUCCUUACAACUGUCAUCAUUAAAAGGACAGAUCACUCGGAUGAACAAAUGCCGAGGGAACUACUCAAUAAAUAUAAAUAUCGAAAACAGAACACCCUCGGUCUCUCACCCUGUUGCCUUUCUGAUAUAAUUCUUUCUUGUUAUUUCUUUCUUUGUGCUAUUUUCUUCGAUAAUGGAUUUUUUCUUUCGUCUCUUUUGUAUUGA